Messenger RNA from Brassica napus (rape), 956 nucleotides. Its product is annotated as protein LEAD-SENSITIVE 1-like. NCBI's taxonomy places the organism in Eukaryota, Viridiplantae, Streptophyta, Magnoliopsida, Brassicales, Brassicaceae. Bases 1 to 822 code for a protein of 273 amino acids. The record is from RefSeq and is a predicted model, not a curated record. The transcript has 3 exons.
AUGCGAUUUGUUAUGGAACUCAUUAUUCUCAAGAAGAUGGGACUAUUCUCCAACAACAAGAUCUCCAGGGAUGAUCUGAAACCAGGAGACCACAUCUAUGCGUGGCGCAACGCUUAUAUCUAUUCCCAUCACGGGAUCUACAUAGGCGAUGGAAAAGUCAUUCAUUUCACUCGUGGAGAUGGUCCAGUAAUGAGAAAAGGUACUUUUGUAGACAAGAUCAUUGUUAGUUCAAUGACUAAUCACGGAGGUUACAAUCCUUGUCCUAACUGUGGCAAACGAUCCAAUACCCGUGGUGUAAUCUCUUCUUGUCUUGAUUGCUUUCUCGCCGGAGGAAACCUCCAUCUCUUCAAGUACAAUGUCUCUCUAGCCAUCUUCAUGUCCCAACUUCGAGGAGGUACAUGCACAAUAGCACCUUCAGACCCUUCCAAUGAAGUCAUUUCCCGUGCGAAGUUCCUCUUACUGAGAAAUGGGUUUGGUGACUACCAUCUUUUCAAGAACAACUGUGAAGAUUUUGCUAUCUAUUGUAAGACUAGUUUAGUGGUUGGCAAAAGCUAUGUGCUUGGAAGAAACGGUCAAGCCAAUACGGUGGGCUUAGCUGCUUGCGUAGCACGUAUGCUUACUCCUUUGGUCAGAAAUGUUAUUCGUCUCUUUUCCGACGUUGGUAUGCGAAAGGAUGCUAUCAAAGUGCCUGUCGAGAGCCUCGUUGCAUGGCGGAAUAAGGACGAUACAACUGUUACGAGGAAAAGAAGACUGCAACAUAAAAAUAAACAUAGUGUUUUAACUUUUUACAAACAUAUUGUAAAAUUCCGAUUCCUGAUAUGAGUAAAUUAUAUAUGUUGAAAGAUUUUAAAAUUUUAUUUGACUAUCUGUAAACUUGAGAUGAUAUUAUAAACUCUAAACUUCUGUUUUGUAUUGACCAUUAACGUGAGUAUAUAUACAAAGGCAUAAGCCGACGU